AUUCUCUCUUAAACUUUGACUAACCGUAGGGCAAGAACUUGGAAGUGAAUUGAAGUGGAGGCUGAAGCAGAGAAAGAAAGCGUCAAAACGCACAUCAGAAAGAACGAAUCGCUGUCGUUUAACGCACAAGAAUCCUCCACGAAUGACAACUGCAAUACAAAUUCAUAUCUCAUUUUUGCAAUAUUCUUUUUGCUGCACAUAUUGAUAUUGGUAAGUUGUAGGCAGUUUAUUCUCACUCCUUUGUAAAGAGCUUAAGAGAAUGGAGAAGAGAGAGGAUUGGAGAUCAAUUCUACCAUAUUUACCAGUGGUGAUGCGUUUUCCCUCUCUAUUUUGGCCAUCCCAAGUGGUGGAGUCUCUCAGAGAGCUUGAAUGCGGCCGAGUUGACUCGGGCCGGCUCUUAUUCAUCUUCAUGACUGAACUCAGGAACUCUCUUUCUCUCUCUCACGAACCUUUAGCCCCUUCCGCUGCACAUGGAUAUGCCCUCUUCUUCGACGAGCUGAUGUCUAGAGAGGAAUGUAGGAAGUGGUUUGAGGAGGUGCUUCCAGCAUUGGGAGGUUUGCUUUUGAGGCUGCCUUCUUUGCUGGAAGCACACUAUAAAAACGUGGAUAUGGUUAUUGAUGGAGAGGGAGCCACUAUCAGAACUGGUCUUCGCAUGCUGGAUUCACAGGAAGCCGGGAUAGUGUUCCUUACCCAGGAGUUGAUUGCUGCUCUUCUUGCAUGCUCAUUUUUAUGUCUAUUCCCAGUCCAUGACAGAUAUGAGAAACAACUUCAACCAGUUAACUUUGAUCAGUUGUUUGCGAGUCUCUAUGAUGAUUACAGUCAAAAACAGGAAAGUAAGAUUUGGUGCAUCCUUCAUUAUUUUCGAAGGAUAAGCUCUGAUAUGCCUAAGGGUGUUGUCUCAUUUGAGCGAAAAGUACUUCCCUGGGAUGAUGAUUCUGUUCACAUUUCUUACCCAAAUUCUAACUUUUGGAGCACUUCUGUUACACCUCUAUGUAGAUUCGAGGUUCACAGUUCAGGACUCAUAGAAGAUCAUUCAAGUGAAGCUAUCGAAGUAGAUUUUGCAAAUGAAUAUCUUGGUGGUGGCGCUCUUCGUAGGGGUUGUGUACAGGAGGAAAUUCGCUUCAUGAUCAGCCCAGAAUUGAUUGCUGGCAUGGUUUUCUUGCCGGCCAUGGCUGAUAAUGAGGCUGUAGAUAUUGUUGGCGUGGAAAGGUUCUCGAGUUAUAAAGGAUAUGCAUCAUCGUUUCGAUUUUCCGGGGAUUAUGUGGAUGACAAAGAUAUAGAUGCCCUUGGAAGACGUAAAACCAGGAUAGUUGCAAUUGAUGCAUUAUGUGGUCCGGGGAUGAGGCAAUACAGGGAAAAAUUUCUCCUCCGUGAAAUCAACAAGGCAUUCUGUGGUUUUCUGCAGCAAUCUAAAUAUCAACAGUAUCAGAAAAUACCACAAGAGAACUUUGAUGCUGCAACGUCAACAUCUAUGGAAACAAAUGAAGGAAAAAAUUCAUAUCAAGAAAUCAGAAUUUUUCUAAAUGAUUACGAUAUGAUAGAGAAAAGCAAUGAUAUUGGAGUUGCAACCGGGAAUUGGGGAUGUGGUGCCUUUGGAGGAGAUCCUGAAGUAAAGACCAUAAUUCAGUGGCUUGCAGCUUCUCAAGCUCGAAGACCUUACAUAGCAUACUACACGUUUAGAUUGGGGGCAUUGCAGAACCUAGACAAGGUUACAUGCUGGAUUUUGUCGCAGAGAUGGACUGUUGGAGACCUAUGGAACAUGCUAGCUGAGUACUCAACAAGUAGAUCAAAAGGAGAAACUAACGUCGGCUUUCUCCGAUGGCUCCUGCCAUCAAUAUAUGCUCAUGGUUCUAGGAUGGAUUAAUUUGCCAAAUAUGCUUUGUUCUGCUGUUGUUUAUCUAUUACUUUUGUCAAUGUUUGUUUCUCUUGAAAAAAUGUUUGGCUAUUACAAGUAAAAAAACAGUUGAGAAUCUGUUAAUAUUGUCUUGAACCUGUAUAUACCAUAUAUAGUUUGAUUUA
Messenger RNA from Lathyrus oleraceus (garden pea), 2019 nucleotides. Its product is annotated as poly(ADP-ribose) glycohydrolase 1. Gene Ontology annotation, molecular function: poly(ADP-ribose) glycohydrolase activity. Gene Ontology annotation, cellular component: cytoplasm; nucleus. NCBI's taxonomy places the organism in Eukaryota, Viridiplantae, Streptophyta, Magnoliopsida, Fabales, Fabaceae. The transcript has 12 exons. Bases 260 to 1864 code for a protein of 534 amino acids. Gene Ontology annotation, biological process: carbohydrate metabolic process; ATP generation from poly-ADP-D-ribose; regulation of DNA repair. The record is from RefSeq and is a predicted model, not a curated record.